Molecule: messenger RNA, 1184 nt
Organism: Solanum verrucosum
Lineage: Eukaryota; Viridiplantae; Streptophyta; Magnoliopsida; Solanales; Solanaceae
Product: probable dolichyl-diphosphooligosaccharide--protein glycosyltransferase subunit 3B
Exons: 1
Coding region: 114-1118 (334 amino acids)
Cellular component (GO): oligosaccharyltransferase complex
Source: RefSeq, a predicted model, not a curated record
AUCUUAGGAACACACCAUGUGGAAUCAAAGUAUGGGAAAAAAUAUAACAACCCGCAGCCCAAAAGUUCUACUAAAUAGCAUGAAAUAGAACAGAUAGAAGCAACAUAACUACAAUGGCAAUCUCUUAUAACACAAAUUCCUUUUUGUUCAUCCUUGUUCUUUUACUCCUUGUACCUAUCAAUCAUACCUUAAACUCAGAUGAUUUGGUUUCUGAACUAACUGUCCUUCGUUCUCGAUCUUCUACUGGUGUCAUUCACCUUUCAAACAGACUACUCUGGCAAAUUUUAUCGGUACCUGUCCCUAGGCCAUUCACUCUCCUUGUAUUCUUUGAUUCCCAGAAGCUACAUUCAGAUUCAGAGAUUUCACUCCCCAAACUCAAAAACGAGUUCUUGGUUCUCUCGUCUUCUUUUCACACAAACAAUCCAGAUAACAAGAAGUUCUUCUUCUUUGACAUUGAGUUUCAAGAAUCACAAGCUUCUUUUGCUCUAUUUGGUGUCAAGUCUCUCCCCCAUAUAUGUUUAGUUCCCCCUUUUGCCAUUGAUUUCGAAAGGGAUUCGAUUCAGAUGGAGUCCUCUGAUAUCUGGAGGCAUGCUGAAUCGAUGGCAGAGUUCGUGGAGGCCAAAAGUGAACACACUGUUGGUACAAUUCAUCGACCAGGUUUUAUUUCCAAGAAGCAGAGGAUGUGUAUCAUAGCUCUGGGGCUAAUCUUGAGUCCAUUUCUAGUGAAAAAGAUUGUAUCUGGGAACAGCCUUUUGCAUGAUAAGAACAUAUGGAUGGCAGGGUCGAUUUUCGUGUACUUCUUCAGUGUUUCAGGGACAAUGUACAACAUAAUCAACAAGAUACCUAUAGCUAUGAUGGAUAGAGAUGAUCCAGGAAAGCUGAUUUUCUUCUACGACGGAUCUGGGAUGCAGUUGGGUGCUGAGGGGUUUACAGUUGGGUUCUUGUACACGAUUUUCGGGUUGAUGUUGGCCUUUGUCACUCAUGUUCUUAUCCAUGUGAAGAACAGGAAUAUCCAGAGGUUUGUGAUGCUUUUGGCAAUCUUUGUUUCAUUUUGGGCUGUAAAGAAGGUAUUUUACCUUUAUAACUGGAAGACUGGGCUUGGUCCUAUUUAUGGGUGAACUGUUUGGCUGAUGCACAAUAUGUAAGAGAACUAUAUCAGUUUAUACUAGUUGUUACAUGUUAGU